AUGCCUAUUCAAAGUACUAUAUCGUUUGUUCCCACCAAGCCAGCUCCCGAGGAAGCCUCUAGUGGUUGUACCACCCCUGGUCGUUCCUCCCAACUUGAUCGUCCAGAUAUGGUGUCACCAACUACUGAUGAUUUACGUCGACGAGCCUUGAGUGACUGGCCAAUUUCCGACGUUGUGAAUCCUCGUGAGAAGCGUGGCCACUCGGUAGGUUCAGAUUCAUCAGCCAAUCAAUCUGAUGGUUCUGUGGCAAGAAAAUCAAAAAUCGCCAAAAUGGAGAAUUACCCAUCAGGCGAAGAUCUUUCUCUCCCUAAUGCCGUUCAAAGUUCUUCACGAGUCACAAUUGAUUCACCUCUAGCCGGUUCAGAGGAUGAUCACCAAAAAGUAAAGAAGACAAGCCGUAAUCUUGAUGCGAAUGAAAAAGCAUGUCUACUUGCGUAUUAUGGUGAACCGUUCUACUUGAAAACAGAAGUGAGUAUUUGUAGAAUUAGUUUCCUCAGGAGCCGCUGCCAGCCUUCGGUUCCAAAGUAA
Melampsora larici-populina 98AG31 is the source of this 528-nucleotide messenger RNA. RefSeq lists its product as uncharacterized. Bases 1 to 528 code for a protein of 175 amino acids. The record is from RefSeq and is a predicted model, not a curated record. NCBI's taxonomy places the organism in Eukaryota, Fungi, Basidiomycota, Pucciniomycetes, Pucciniales, Melampsoraceae. The transcript has 2 exons.